This is a messenger RNA of Penicillium macrosclerotiorum, 3276 nucleotides long. RefSeq lists its product as uncharacterized. The transcript has 7 exons. The record is from RefSeq and is a predicted model, not a curated record. Gene Ontology annotation, cellular component: fungal-type vacuole; membrane. Lineage: Eukaryota; Fungi; Ascomycota; Eurotiomycetes; Eurotiales; Aspergillaceae. Bases 1 to 3276 code for a protein of 1091 amino acids. Gene Ontology annotation, molecular function: oxidoreductase activity; xanthine transmembrane transporter activity. Gene Ontology annotation, biological process: transmembrane transport; xanthine transport.
AUGGGCAUAACGCGGGGAUCACGGGAGAAAGAACCGUCCGAUCGUCCGGUUUGCUCUUCUUUUGAUUCUGACGACGAGGCUUCACAGGUAAUGCAAGUCGCGCCUGUCGCCGAAACCCGAUGGCAAUACCUUCGCCGUUACUUCACUACUCGAGAUGGAUGGGUUGGCAAUUAUGACUAUCUCUAUCUGGUAACCCCGAAUAUAUGGCCCAUGAACCUGCGCUACAAAGAUUAUGAAGCUCCGUUCUAUGGCCUGAACGAUGAGGUCCCGAUCUUGUUGACGAUUAUCCUGGGAUUGCAGCAUGCCUUAACAAUGAUUGGAUCUGUUGUCUCACCUCCCUUGGCAAUUGCAAGUGGUGCAUUUUAUCUGAACUCAGACCAAAGCCAAUAUCUCGUGUCCGCGGCGUUCAUUACCACGGGGAUCGCCACGGCCCUUCAAGUUACACGGGUUCAUUUGGCGAAGACUCCUUUCUAUAUCGGCACAGGCCUCUUGUCAGUCGUAGCACCAACUUUUGAUAUCCUGGCGAUUGCCUUCAGCUAUGCCGAUAUGCGCUAUGCAAAUGGCACUUGUCCGAUCGCAUCUGAUGGUUCCAAAUUACCAUGCCCUGAUGCAUGGGGCGCCAUGCUUGGCACCAUUCUUUGUACUGUUUGGAUUCAGAUAUUGCUUUCCUUUGUCCCACCCAAAAUUCUUAACCGAAUUUUCCCGAAGGUGGUCACUGGCACUCUUCUUCUGCUUGUGGGGGUGUAUCUGAUCUCUAGCGGCAUGGAAAAUUGGGGUGGUAGCUCAAAUUGCGAUGGCGGCUCUGGGUAUUAUGCGCUGUGCCCCAAUACUGCUGCCCCUAAACCGUUGCCUUGGGGAGAUCCCAAGCUCAUUGGUCUUGGGUUCAGCGUCUUUGUGACAAUUGUCUGUGUGGAACUAUUUGGCUCGCCACUUAUGCGAUCAGCAUCCGUCGUGUUCGGAUUGGCAGUGGGGUGUACAAUUUCGGGCGCAGCAGGGUAUUGGUCUCGCGAGAAUAUCGAUGCGGCUCCUGUCGCAACCUUCCUCUGGGUCGAGACCUUCAAGCUCUCGGUUGACGGCGCACUAGCUCUUCCGCUUCUGAUCCUGUUCAUAUGCGAGGCUGUCAGUUGCAUGCCUGACAUUUUGGCGACUGCUGAAAUUUCGGGGGUCGAUAUCGAUGGUAUAGAAUUCAACAGUCGGGUACAAGGUGGUAUUCUUUGCGAUGGAAUUGGUAGCUUGGUCAGCGCCCUGGGAACAGCAUUGCCCAUGGUCAGCCAGGCUGGCAACAAUGGAGUCAUUUCCUUGACAGGAUGUGCGAGCCGAAGAGCAGGUUGGUGUGCAGCCGCCUUCUUAAUUCUCAUGGGAAUCUUUGGAAAGUUCGGAGCGGUAUUUGGCUCAAUGCCUCCUUCAGUAUUGGGAGGAAUGCAGGUGUUCUUGUAUAGCACGAUCGUAGUAGCAGGUGUCAAGGUUCUCAGCAUGGUGGAAUUUACCAGGCGAAAUAGAUUCAUUCUCACCGCGGCACUGGGAAUUGGCUUCAUGGAUAUUGUUUCUCCGAACUGGUUCAGCCAGAUAUUGGCCUACAGUGGGUCAAAUGUUCGGCUCCAGGGUUUUGAACAGGGGAUCAAUCUGAUGGUCGAGACUCCUUUCAUAAUUGCUGCUGUGGUCGGUGUUGUGUUGAACUCGGUUCUUCCAUACGAUGGCAAGACGAAAGGCGACCUUGUUCAUGGACAUGAAAGCCGACCCUUUAACUUCUCGAAAAUGACUACAAAGAAGUCCAAGAUGGGCCGUGUACGGACCGUGCGUGGCGACCUGCGCAGCCUGACCCACUUGGUCCUCCAUCUCAAGCCGGAAGACGGACCAAUUCUGGUUUUUCAGUCGACCCAUAUUUUCUCAAUGGAAAAAAGUCAACGAAUUAUUAUUAUCGGAGCUGGAGUCUUCGGACUUAGCACGGCCUUGCGAUUGAAAGAAGAAGGCUAUAGCUCAGUCACAGUGCUCGACCGUUCUAUGCCACCCGUUCCGGAUGGUUCCAGCAACGAUAUUUCACGCAUUAUCAGAUUUGACUACGGCGAUCCUCUCUACGCUGAUAUUGCAAAAGAGGCAUAUGAUUUAUGGAAAACUACCGAUUACAACGACGCAUUCUACCCGACUCCAUGCCUAUGGGUUUGCCAGGAUGGCACCUCCACACAACUUGUGCAACCCAGAGCUCAGGAAUAUAGUGAAAAGACUAAACAUGUUUUGACCAAGAUGGGACAACCUUGGCAUGCCGUAAAGAGCGUCCAGGAGGCAAAGCAACGGUUCCCAGAACUGACUGGGCAGCUUGCAGCUACCGGUUUUGACGGGUUCUACAACACAUCCGCUGGUUGGGCCGACGCAGGAAAAGCCAUUAGUCGCCUUGCGUCUCGCUGUAUUCACGCCGGAGUAUCUUUUCUUACUGGGCCCAACGGCCAGGUAACCAAGUUUGAAUCAAAUCCCGACGGUUCUAUCAGACGAGUCUGUACAAGUAAUGGGGACAAGGUCGAGGGCGACCAGUUCAUAGUAGCUACUGGUGCUUGGACUGCUGGUCUAAUUCCGACAUGGAACUCAAUGCUCGCAGCUGGUCAGCUUGUUGGCUACUUGCGUCUCACCCCAGAGGAAGCCCUUCGGCUGAAGAACAUGCCAAUUUACUUCAACUUUUCUACCGGCUUCUUUUGCUUUCCGCCUCAUGAUGGCACGGGAUAUUUGAAGGUUGCAGUCCAUGGUUUUGGCUAUACAAGACAGGAUGGAAACGCGAACAAUGUCUCCUCGCCUCCCAUUGACGCGGUUUCUGCACGUGCCAAUUUUGUCCCAUUGGAAGGACUGGAGCGAAUGCAAUCCGGCCUUGAAGACCUGUUUCCAGAGCUUUCCUCCCGGGGUUUCGACCGAACUGGAAUCUGCUGGUAUAAUGAUACUCCUACUGGUGACUUUAUUCUGGACUAUCAUCCGGAACACAGGAACCUUUUCAUUGCCACAGGAGGCAGUGGACAUGCAUUUAAGUUCUUGCCUGUCAUUGGCAAAUAUAUUGUUGGAAGCUUCGAACGCACACUCCCACAGAACUUGCUCAACAAGUGGAAAUUCCCCGUUCAGUUCCGUGAACGCUUCCAAGGGAGGUUUUCGGUGGUGACGGCAGCCGUGGGGGGCCAGACAGGCGAGAGCUCUCGGCUCAUGAACGCAGUGCCUUCGAUUCCUCUUUGGUACUCUCAGCGAGACAAAGUAAAAUUUGAUGAAAUGCUGAAAAAUGCAUUUCUCUGUGCAUUCAUUUGA